AAGCCGCUUUACUUGUUCGCUGUCUAACAACUUCGUUCCCGUAUAUUCUUCAUUUCUCUCUCUCUCUCUCUCUGUUUCUUUUUCUCUCUCUCUAUUCUCACUCCUUCUCUCUUUCUCUUCUUCUUCUCUCUUUCUCUUCUUCUUCUCUCUAUCUCUCUACAUCUACGCCUGUUUGUUGAGGAACUUGGAUUUCUACUAUUCGAUCCAGUUGUUUUUUUACUAUUCAAAAUGCUUAUUCUCUGGCUAUAUUGGUUUGAACACUUAAUUUUUACCCUUUUUCUCGUCAUUGUUUUGUCAAUAUGGGGAAAGGAAGGAUUUCGAGGAGUCGCCAAGAUAUUUGUGCAGGCCGUUAGAAAAAUUCCUGCGUUCAACAACUUGUUAUCAAGCAUCCUGAAAAAAGAAGUUAAAAAUUUUGUUGGAACUAUUAAGAAUACGGAAAGUGAUAAGAGUGCAGCACAGCCGAAGGUUUCUCUUCCGAAAAAAGGUAUUAGCCAUGAAGAAUUACUUAAGGAAAUGACCAAAAUCAAGGCAGACGACCAAGAUCCUUCAAGUGGUAAAUUGUUCGCCUACGUCUAUACGAACGAAAACGGUCAUUUCGACAUACAAAAGGAAGCAUACGAACUCUUCUCAGAGAAAACUGGUUACGAUGGAGACCAUGAUAAAUUAGUUAAAGAAUUUUAUUACGCUUUCAUGCACGAAAAUGCCUUAAACCCAAUGGUCUUUCCUAGUCUCAGACGAUUCGAAAACGAAAUUGUGUCCAUGACUGCGUCAAUGUUGAAUGGAGAUGAUCAAGUUUGCGGAUCUCUAACUUCUGGAGGAACUGAAAGUAUUCUAAUGGCAAUGAAGGCCUACAGACACAGAGCAUUAAAACUCUUUCCACACAUUACCAAUCCCGAAAUGGUAGCUCCCAUAACUAUUCAUCCAGCCCACGAAAAGGCCGCCAGCUACUUUGGCUUUAAAAUUGUUCACAUUCCCAUAGAUGAAAAUUGCCUACCGAACAUGGAGAAAUACGAAGAGGCUAUUAACGCCAACACAAUCGCCUUAUUAAGUUCGGCACCCCAAUACUGCCAUGGAGUUAUAGAUCCAAUAGAAGAUAUUGCAAAGCUUGCCAACAAGUACGAUCUACCUCUACACGUUGACGCGUGUUUCGGAGGUUUUAUGCUUCCAUGGGUCGAAAAAUUAGGAUAUAACAUACCGCCAUUCGACUUUAGAGUUAAAGGAGUAACCAGCAUGUCUGCCGAUGUACACAAAUACGGAUUCGGUGCAAAGGGUGCUAGCGUUGUGUUAUAUAAUACGGCGGAGUUAAGGAAAUAUCAGAUGUUUGCCUAUGCCGAAUGGCCUGGCGGUCUUUUUGGUUCACCAAGUAUGGCGGGAACGAGACCAGGUGGAAAUAUAGCUGCUGCGUGGGCCGCUCUUAAGGCUAUGGGUCAAGAUGGUUAUUUGUCUAUGGCAAAGGGAUUAAUGGAAACUACCAGCUAUUUAAUAGAGAAAAUAAACUCUAUUGAAGGAUUAACCAUCAUGAGUAAACCUCACAUGACAGCCUUCGCUUUCACUUCGACAGAUCCAAGCGUUUGCAUUUAUAGCUUGGCUGAUGCUUUAGAAGAGAAAGGCUGGAAAACAGAAAGACAACAAAAUCCACCGUCUUUGCAUUGUACAAUUAUGCCUAAUCAUGCUCAAGUAAAGGAAAAACUGGUUGAAGAUAUAGAAUAUUGCAUCAAAACAACUAAAGGAAAGAAAGAUUUGGCUAAGAAAGGCACGGCAGGAGUCUACGGUAUGGUCGGUACAAUUCCAGAUAAGAGUAUCGUUGAAGACUUUUUGAUCGAAUUCUUCUGUCAAAUUUAUAAAAGUUAA
Molecule: messenger RNA, 1851 nt
Organism: Dimorphilus gyrociliatus
Lineage: Eukaryota; Metazoa; Annelida; Polychaeta; Dinophilidae
Source: the annotation of a GenBank genome assembly